AUGUGUCAUUUAAUUAAAAAGACUCAAGGAGAAGCACGUGACUUGCUUAAGACUUGUCCCAUAACAAACGAUGGGUUCGAAAUGGCUUGGCAAAACUUGGUGAAUAGGUAUGAAAAUAAACGCAUCCUUAUCAAUGCUCAGCUAAAGACACUUUUUAAUAUAUCCCCCAUUUCUAAGGAGACUAGUAACAAUAUUCGAAGCAUUCAACGCACCAUUAAUGACUGCGUUACAAAUCUCUCUCUUCUACAAAUUGACACUGACAACUGGGACAUAAUAUUUAUUUACAUUUGUUCAACGUGCUUACCCGAAGUUACCCUCAGUUUAUGGGAACAAUCGCUACCUAACAGCAAAGAUUUACCAACGUGGAAGCAAAUGGACGCCUUUUUAACUUCAAGGUUCCAGACUCUGGAGUCUGUAGCAGAUAUUCGUACCACAUUUUCCACACCUAAUCAGUCAGACAACUUCCGUCCCCUGAAUUCAAGAAAUACAGGUCAGAAAAAACUUAAAAGUUAUCGCACUAGCAUUUCUAACAAUAAAAACGACAAAUGUUCAAUAUGUUCUGAUGUACAUCCGCUAAGAUUGUGCCCUUCAUUUCUCAGAAUGUCCAUUGAGGAACGUUAUUCAGUAGUAGAGAGUCAAGGGCGGUGUACGAAUUGCUUAGGAAAUUCGCAUGAUUUUAAGAAAUGUCGUAGUCAAUAUCUAUGCCAAUUAUGUAGAAAGAAACACCAUUCUUUACUACAUCGAACAGAGAAUACAUCGAAUGCAGUCCAAGUCUCCACCCAUGUACCUAACCCCCCGCAGAUUGCUGAACCUGUAGCUUCGGCCCCGAAUACUCACAACGAUACACAUGUUGUUAACCCCCGACAAACUUCAACUAUAACCACAACCCCCUCUACUUCUGCCGAAUCUGCGUUAAGGAUGACGCAAUCAUUCUCGACACAGAUACAGUCCACUCUUAGCUCGAAAGUUUUACUCGGUACUGCCCUUGUAGAUAUUUACUCAAACGACCUUAAAUAUACUGUUAGGGCCUUAAUUGAUUCGGCUUCAGAGGCAACAUUUAUCUCAAAGAAGCUCCAAAAUAAGCUCUCACUGACAACCCGGCAGUCACAAACCGAAAUCCAUGGUUUGAAUGAUGCCUUAACUGCAACCUCAACUCAACUUUGUCACAUACGUAUCGGCUCACCCAUUGAUAGUUCAUUUGAAACCUAUACAGAUGCUUUUGUCGUCAAAAAACUCACGGGACAGCUCCCUUAUUACCCAAUAUCAGCUCUUAAAGAAUUUGAAGGUUUAAGAAUGGCUGACACGUUUUCACAUAGGUGCUCGGAUAUUGAUCUGCUUAUCGGAGGUGACGUUUAUCCCAAGGUCAUAAAGGAUGGCUUGCGAUGGGAUAGCAAUAGGGCUUUAGUCGCUCAACAAACAGUGUUUGGAUGGAUUAUUACUGGCAAAAUUGCCACUGGAAACUGUACUCCUUCUGUUUCAGCAUUUUUUAAUGAAAUUGCCUUAAAUAAUCAGAUUCAAAAGUUCUGGGAACUGGAGGAAGUCCCAAAGAGGACUAAACUUUCUGACGACGAUCGUCACUGUGAAGAGGUGUACAAUUCUACAACUUACCGUACACAAAGUGGACGAUUCGUGGUUAAACUUCCAUUUCGUCGAGAAUAUCCUCACACCAUAAACAUUGGCUCCUCUCGCAACAUUGCCUUGUCUCAGUUUCUUCGGAAUGAAUCACGACUGUUAAAAAACCCAACCCAGAAAACUGCAUAUGAUCGUGUUAUUUCCGAGUACGCAUUACUUAAUCAAAUGACAAAGGUUACAUCAUCGAGUACCAACAGUGUCUAUUAUUUACCCCACCAUGCAGUUCUGAAACCCGAUAGUACUACGACAAAAUUACGCGUAGUAUUCAACGCUUCCAGUCCAUCAUCAAACGGUUAUAGUCUAAAUGACAUACUCUACCCUGGCCCUGUUCUGCAAUCAGAUCUAACGAUUCUUAUGCUUCGUUGGAGACUUUUCCGAUACGUUUUUAAUGCCGAUAUCGAGAAGAUGUAUCGGCAGAUACUAGUGGAUUCUUCUCAAACCCCUUUUCAGCGAAUAAUUUUCCGUGAUUCGCCUCAGAAAGACCCACAGGAUUUUGAACUUAACACAGUAACAUUUGGUGUGAACUGUGCCCCCUACCUCGCUAUCCGCACUCUGCUUGAAUUGGCCAGACUAUGUGAAGCAACAAAUCCUGUUGCCUCAGAAAUCCUCCGUAACCAUAUGUACGUAGAUGACGUACUAGCCGGUGCCCAUACCAUCUCUUCAGCUCUAAAAGCGAGAGACGAACUUACAAUGGUCCUUCAGUCAGCCGGUUUCUCACUCCGCAAAUGGACGGCAAAUAAUGACUAUUUACUAAAAGACCUGUCCCCCGACCAUUUAUUAGGUACAGAGUUCCUUAAACUUUCAGACUCUAGUACAACCAAAACUUUAGGUUUACGUUGGAACGCAGGAAGAGAUGUUUUCUAUUUUCGGCUGAAAAAUCCCCCAAAUCGAAACUCGACCACUAAAAGAUCAGUUUUAUCCGAAAUCGCUAAACUUUUCGAUCCCGCUGGUUGGCUUGCCCCAAAAAUAAUAGUCGCAAAAAUUAUAAUGCAGCAAAUUUGGAAGGAUGAAACUGAUUGGGAUGAAAAACUGAAACCAUCAACUCUACAUCAGUGGCUGGAUUUCUUAGAAGACUACGAGAGUAUCGAACAAAUAAAGAUUCCCCGAUUCGUCGAUUUUGACCCAACAUUCUCAAUCGAGUUGCACGGCUUCUGUGAUGCGUCAGAGAAAGCGUAUGCUGCAACUCUAUACAUACGCGCAGAGAAUUCAGGUUGGAUUUCCUCUCACCUUCUCGUUGCCAAGACUAAAGUCGCACCCGUUAAAUUUGUGUCAUUACCUCGCAAGGAACUCUGUGGAGCAGAGUUAAUGGCCACAAUGAUUGAAUCCAUUCAGUCCCAACUCAACCUCAGGGACUACAAACUAUUUCUAUGGACCGAUUCAACGAUCGUCUUGGCCUGGCUGCAAAAACCCCCGAACAGGUGGAAAACCUUCGUCGAAAAUCGAGUUUCGUCCAUUAUCGAAAAGGUCGGAAACAAGUUCUGGUCUCAUGUUGAUUCUAAGAAUAACCCCGCUGACCUGGCAUCCCGUGGACUCACCGUGUCUCAGCUUAUGAACAAUGAUUUAUGGUGGCAUGGGCCCUCAUGGCUUAGACUUCCACAGAAUCAGUGGCCAAAGCCGCCAUCUUCUUGUUUUACCACCGACGAAGAAGCAAAGCCUAUUCAAGUUUAUAAACGAAUACCGAACUUACCCGAACAGAACUUGAACAUGCAAAAUCCCGUAUGA
Messenger RNA from Lucilia sericata (common green bottle fly), 3354 nucleotides. RefSeq lists its product as uncharacterized. The record is from RefSeq and is a predicted model, not a curated record. The coding region runs from base 1 to 3354 and encodes 1117 amino acids. Lineage: Eukaryota; Metazoa; Arthropoda; Insecta; Diptera; Calliphoridae. The transcript is spliced from 2 exons.